UCUCUCUCUUUUAUUCGAACGUUACCAGAAAACCAGAAACAACUUCACUUUCAAAAUUUCAAUCCAUUUCCCCUUCAAAGAUGAAAACGAAUCGGAAGCUCAAGAAAUCAGAUCCAGCGUCAUCAAAGUUUGUUUUGAAAGAGAUUAUCGGAUUAACAGCGAAAAAUGAAAACGGAUUAGCUUCCAGCGUAACGGCCUCUACCUGCGUUUACGUGGCCGGUUGCGUUGCGGUGGUUUAUGAUAUGGAAAAGGGAACGCAAUCGCAUCUCAUGCUCUCUCAUCGAAUGCCUAAACCUUUGAGCUGCGUGGCCGUCUCGCGUGACGGCUGCUUCGUAGCUGCUGGUGAGUCAGGGCAUCAACCUUCAGUGUUAGUGUGGGAUUGCGGGACCCUUGCCUUCAUAUCUGAGCUGAAAGGUCAUCUAUAUGGAGUAGAGUGCAUAGCUUUCUCAUCUGAUGGGGAACAUUUGGUGUCUGUUGGGGGAUACAUUUACCUUUGGGAUUGGCGGAGUGGGAUUUUGGUUACAAAGCUUAAAGCAAGUUCAUCUUGUUCUGCUGUUACGUCUGUCACUUUCUCUUCAGAUUCAAAAUACAUUGUUACUGCCGGAAAGAAGCACCUGAAAUUCUGGGCAGUUGGAGCAUCUCCAAGGACUCGCAUGAACAAAGGAACAAUUUCGCUGUCUAUUCAUGCGAAGCCUAUUAAUCUUGGUCCUCAGAAAGGAAGUUCAUUUGUAUCUGUCACGUCCGCCAUCUGGACCGAGGGUAGUGUUGUGAACUGUGAUCAGGUUGAUGAGCUUUUUCCUAUAUACGCGCUGACUGACGCAGGAGUUCUAUGCCUCAUAAAUUCUGAGUUGUCGUUAAGAAAUUCUGUUGAUUUAAAGGUUGAAAAAGGAUUUGCACUAUCUGCAUCCAGCAAGUUAAUUGCUUGUGCAUGCAGUAACGGACUAGUACAACUCUUUAAAGUUGAGGAUCUCAGAUACGUUGGAAGUUUACUGUAUACAAAGGCCAAAACAUGCCAUGGCAAAAUUGAUCGUUUUUGCCCUAAAUCCAGUGAAAAAAAUUUACAAUCAACGCCUACUCUUCCUGACGCAGUUGCUUGUCAGUUCAUCUCAGAAAAGCUUGUCGUUGUCUAUGGAGAUCAUAGUCUCCAUAUAUGGGACUUCCAUGAAGAGAAUGAGGCUACCAGGUCCUUUGUUCUUAAUUCUCAUUCUGCUUGUAUAUGGGAUAUCAAGAAUCUCUGUUGUGAAAACACGCACGAUCCAUCUCUCAUGUGUGCUGCUAUGGGAUGUUCUGGAGGAGUCUCCUUUGCAACAUGUUCAGCUGAUGGCACAAUAAGGUUAUGGGAUCUUGUCUUACAACCGAAUUUGUUAGGGGAUACUGUUGACAGUAAUUCUUUGAUCAACGAACCAGUGGGGGCUAUGAAUAUAGUGAGUGCUGGAAGUUUUGAAAUCGCCACUGUAGAUACAACUUUUGGCAAUCAAGGUUUCCGCUCGAUGGCAGUUAGUUCAGAUGGAAAAUACUUGGCUGUUGGUGAUUGUGAGGGAAACCUUCAUAUCUAUGAUCUUCACAAUUCUGAUUAUACAUGCAUUAAGGAUUCCCAUGAUGCGGAGAUUCUCUCAUUGAGUUUUAGCUUGUCAAGCACCAAGGAUGCUGAUUCCGGAGGAGACAUGGACAAUCAUUACUUGCUUGCUUCUGGGGGGCGGGAUCGAAUAAUCCAUCUCUAUGAUGUUAAAAGGAAUUUUAAUCUCAUUGAAAGUAUAGAUGACCACUCAGCUGCUGUGACUUCUGUCAAACUUGCUUGCAACGGAUGUAAGAUUCUGAGUUGCAGUGCUGAUAGGUCCCUUGUGUUCCGUGAUGUCAGUUUAACUGAUAUCAGAUGCAAGAUUUCACGUCGCCACCAUCAAAUGGCAUCUCAUGGAACUGUCUACGAUAUGUCUGUAGAUCCAGUAAUGGAGGUUGUUGUCACUGUUGGCCAGGAUAAGAAGAUAAACACAUUUGACAUUGUUAGUGGAAAGCUUAUUAGAUCAUUCAAGCAUAAUAAAGACUUUGGUGACCCAAUAAAGGUUACAAUGGACCCUAGCGGCAGCUAUCUUGUAUGCUCAUUUUCAAACAAGUCUAUCUGCGUGUACGACUUUGUGAGCGGAGAGAUGAUUGCCCAAGCCGUAGGACAUGGAGAAGUUGUGACCGGAGUCAUUUUUUUACCGGAUUGCAAGCAUAUAGUUUCUGUAGGAGGUGAUGGUUGUAUUUUUGUGUGGAAACUUCCUGCUCGCUUGGCUUUCAGGAUGUUACAGAAAGUGAAGGAAACUUCUGUUUCAUUGUCUCCAAGAACCCCAGCCCUGCCUGUAGGUUUUAGUCAAGCCAUAAUUUGUGGAGAGGGAGACCUACCAUGCAGAAUUGAUUUCAAAGAUGUAUUGCCAGCUGAGAGCUCAAGUCAACUUAAACAAAGAGCGAAUUAUCAUGGAUUGGAUACCCAAGAAACCUAUGCAUUUAAAUUAAGCAUUUCAAGACUUCCAAAAUGGGCGCAAGACAAAGUAACAAGCUCUGAUUUUGUCCAGAGAAAUCUUGAGUUCACUUCACCCCAGCAAAAGGAAGUAGAACCAAAAAUUUUAUCACCUUUGAUUAGCAAUGGUGGGGCUUAUGCUUCAUUGUGCCAUGAACAUCAAACUCCAUUUGGUCGUGGGUCAGGAGGUCGCAGCUCGUGCCACAGUAGCCUAUGCAGAAGUUCUUCCAAUGUUUGUAAAAGCCAAAGUUCUGCAUCCCCAGAAGAAUUUGCUAGCUCUGCCACAGAAGAUCAUUGGUUCACUGUCUACAAUGUACGUCUGGAUCUACUGAAUUCCCCAGAGAUGCAAAAUCCGAAACAUUUAAAGAUGCCAGUGUCAUCACCAAAGCUGGUGCAAGGCCUAGCUGAGAUACCUAGUGAGAGUGACCAUUCUUUGGGUCAUAGGGGCCAUUUUGUAGAUGACGAGCACGACACCAUGGAUAUUAAUGCUUUCCAUAUGAAGUCUGAAGACAGUGAUCUGUUCAAGGAGCAUUUCGGCAACCUGUCUGCAUUACUCAAGGUUAAGAAAAGGCAAUCAUCUACUAGAAGAAGAUACUCUUCACAAUAUUUUUUACGGCGGGAUUAUCUUGUGGGCUGCAAAAAACUUCUUGACAAGUCUAUGCAAGACGUAGGUGUGUUUAAGCAGGAGAAAGAACCAGCCACCAAUGUUAAUUUGAAGGAGGAUCCUUCGUUCAAGGAACAGCAAGUGCUAGGCUCUAUUAAUCAGGACCUGAGCUCAAUGGAAUGCUUGCGUACCCCAAGCUGUGCCCUUUCUCGAGAUGAAAAGGAUAAAGAAGAUUCAUCAACCAUUGAAGAAGCCAUGGCUCAGAAGCAAUGCGUUGAUGGAGGAAGUGAACCAGGGGAGAAAAUCACUGCAUGUAGAGAAGCAUUACGUAGCCUGGACACUGCUGCAGAGAAUGUUUUCCAGUUAUUUGCGAAAUUAGGAACAGAAUAUUCCAUGGAAGAGUUUUCGAGUGGAUCUGGAGCUCAGUUACGUAACGAAGCAAUUGAGCUACUUCCGAAGAUUACCGAAAAAAUCAAUGCGGUGGCCGAAUGGGUGCAAAACAAUAGAAGCAGCACCGGCUCAUCCACAAGUAGAGUUGAAGGCUCAGCAUUCGAACCUGUGUUAGGAAAACUCGCUGAGAGCCUAUCGCAAAGAGUUGUUGAAAUACUAAAGAAGAAUCUCAGCACUGUUUAACUGACUCGGCCCAUUUUUAUCCUCACAGGCCCUAAAGAGUUUCCAAGAAUUGAGGUGGAGAAAAGGAACAACUCUGAUAUUGUGCAGCACUGAAAUCAACAGGCUGGGCUCCAUCGCCUAAAAGAAAUUUCGCAGAAAGAGAGGGGAGAAAAAAUUUUGGAUCUUUCUUGCAAGAAUGCACACAUCCUUUCCAAGUAUUAUUCAUUGGCCCUCUCAACUUUAAGUCUUUAACAUUAAAAAGAAAAAGGAUGGGAUGAGAAAAAAGGAAAGAUCCAAGGACUCAUCUUUGCUUUUUCCCUACCACUCCCCUUCCACCUUUGAAAAACAUUUCUACUGAUGAUUUUCAUGCAGUACUUAUAAUAUAAAAACAACAAUAAGAGGGGUAAAAAGCUCUUUAUUUUAUUGUAAAUUUCAAGGCAUGUCAGUCAGUAGAGUAGCCCCUUGUAAUAACCACACCAAAGUUCUGUUUGGAAUAUCUGUAAAACCCGUUGGAAGGUUUUGUCUAGAAACUAUCCUCUUUGGGUCUUGAGUGCCUGUUGCUGCCUCCA
Theobroma umbraticum is the source of this 4282-nucleotide messenger RNA. Its product is annotated as Transducin/WD40 repeat-like superfamily protein. Gene Ontology annotation, molecular function: protein binding. The record is from RefSeq and is a predicted model, not a curated record. NCBI's taxonomy places the organism in Eukaryota, Viridiplantae, Streptophyta, Magnoliopsida, Malvales, Malvaceae.